This is a messenger RNA of Dipodomys spectabilis (banner-tailed kangaroo rat), 5544 nucleotides long. It is a transcript of the gene Adamts20, whose product is annotated as ADAM metallopeptidase with thrombospondin type 1 motif 20. Gene Ontology annotation, cellular component: extracellular matrix. The record is from RefSeq and is a predicted model, not a curated record. Bases 1 to 5544 code for a protein of 1847 amino acids. Lineage: Eukaryota; Metazoa; Chordata; Mammalia; Rodentia; Heteromyidae. Gene Ontology annotation, biological process: proteolysis; extracellular matrix organization. Gene Ontology annotation, molecular function: zinc ion binding; metalloendopeptidase activity. The transcript has 38 exons.
AUGCGUGUGGCCAAGUGGAUAACGGGGCUGCUGUACCAGCUCUCGCUCGUCAUCACCAGGUCUUGGGAAGUUCAUUUCCACCCCAGACAAGAGGCCCUGGUGAAGACCCUGGCGUCUUACGAAGUGGUGACCCCGGUGCGGGUCAACGAGUUCGGAGAAGUGUUCCCGCAGAGCCAACACUUUAGUCGGAAGAAACGCAGCUCGGAGGGUCGGGAGCCCACGCCUUUCCGGACCCAUUACCGCAUCAGCGCCUACGGGCAGCUCUUCCGGCUGAACCUGAGCGCCGACGCCACCUUCCUGGCUGCCGGCUACAGCGAGGUGCACCUGGGAUCUCCCGCGCGCGGGGCCCGGGGGAACCGAGCCCGGACCACCUCGGACCUGCGGCACUGCUUCUACCGCGGCCAGGUCAACGCGCGGAAAGAUCACCGGGCUGUCUUCAGCUUGUGCGGAGGACUGAUGGGAACAUUUAAAGCACAUGAUGGGGAAUAUUUCUUAGAGCCUAUCAUGCAUGCAAAUGGGACUGAACAUCAGGAGGACCACAACAAACCUCAUCUCAUUUACAGACAGGAAUUCAAGAGAAGCUCUUUAAUCAAGUCACACACGCCCUGCGAAGUUUCAGAUUAUCCAAUAAAGAACAUCACUUUACCCUUUCAUAAUCACAGCUAUGUGAGUGAAGAUCUUAGCCAAAUGAAAGAAAGGGUUUUUAGGAUCUCUUCAGAGAACGUAUCCUUGGAAGUGGAAGGAAAACAGUCACAUUCCAGGAACAAACGUUUUUUAUCAUACCCAAGAUACGUAGAAGUCAUGGUGACAGCUGAUGCCAAAAUGGCCCAUUUCCACGGGCAGAACUUACAGCAUUAUGUGCUGACCCUGAUGUCCAUUGUGGCAGCAAUCUACAAGGACUCAACUAUUGGAAAUCUUAUAGAAAUAGUAAUUGUAAAAUUAGUUGUCAUUCACAAGGAACAGGAAGGACCAGUCAUCAAUUCCAAUGCGGCUGCCACUUUACGCAACUUUUGUUUAUGGCAGCAAACCCAGAAUGUUCCUGAGGAUUCCCACCCUUCUCACCAUGACACGGCUGUUCUCAUUACUCGGCAAGACAUUUGUGGAGCGAAAGAGAAAUGUGACACAUUAGGCUUAGCAGAACUGGGAACCCUGUGUGACCCUACGAGGAGCUGCUCUAUUAGUGAAGAGAAUGGGUUGAGUGCUGCCUUUACCAUAGCUCAUGAGAUUGGCCACGUAUUUAAUGUGCCCCAUGACGAUAGUUUUAAAUGCAAAGAGUAUGGAGUUAAGCAUCAGUACCAUGUAAUGGCACCAACUUUAAAUUAUCAUACGAGUCCUUGGACCUGGUCUACCUGUAGUCAGAAGUAUAUCACGGAGUUCCUUGACACUGGUCAAGGGGAAUGUCUCCUUGACAAACCGAAUGAAAGUGUAUAUACUUUGUCUUCACAAUUACCCGGCUUAUUGUAUGAUGUUAACAAGCAAUGUGAGCUCAUGUAUGGUCCUGGAUCUCAAGUGUGCCCCUAUUUGAAGCAGUGUCGGCGUCUGUGGUGCACAAGUACAGAGGACGUUCACAAGGGCUGCCGCACACAUCACAUGCCACUGGCCGAUGGGACCGACUGUGGGCCUGGGAUGCAUUGCUUCCAUGGGCGGUGUGUAAACAGAGAUAUGGAGUUGCGUCCCGUGGAUGGAGACUGGGGUCCAUGGGGGCCUUACACUUCUUGCUCGAGAACGUGUGGAGGUGGAAUCAAAAGCUCCACCAGGCUCUGUGACCGGCCCGAGCCAAGAAACGGAGGCAAGUACUGUGUGGGCCGCAGGAUGAAAUUUCGGUCAUGUAAUACUGAUUCCUGUCCACAAGGCAAGGAAGACUUCCGAGAGAAACAGUGCUCUGAUUUUAAUGGUAUAAAUUUUAACAUCAAUGGGCUCUCCCCAGAUGUGCGAUGGCUCCCCAAGCUCAGUGGCAUUCCCAUGAAAGAUCGCUGCAAACUCUAUUGUCGGGUAGCUGGGACCAGUAGCUUCUACCAACUCAAGGACAAGGUCGUGGAUGGGACUCCUUGUGGGACAGAAACGAGUGACAUCUGUGUUCAGGGUGUAUGUCGACCUGCUGGCUGUGACCAUGUGUUAAACUCCAAGGCCAAGAGAGAUAAGUGUGGUGUGUGUGGUGGAGAUGACUCUUCGUGCAAGACAGUGACCGGAGUCUUCAACAGCAGUGCUCGAUAUGGUUAUAAUGUUGUUGUCAAGAUUCCCACAGGAGCAACAAACAUUAAAAUUCUCCAGUACAGCUAUUCUGGAAGACCAGAAGAUGACAACUACCUUGCCUUAUCUGACUCUCAAGGGAAUUUCCUGUUGAAUGGAAAUUUUGUUGUAAGCAUGUCAAAGAAAGAAAUCAACAUACAAGGGGCUAUUUUUGAGUACAGUGGAUCAAACCACUCAGUCGAGAGAAUUAAUAGCACUGACCGACUGGAGGAAGAACUUGUGCUGCAGGUGUUAUGUGUUGGUGAUUUAUACAACCCGAAUAUACACUACUCCUUCAACAUUCCUGUGGAAGGGAAGAGUGACUUGUUUAAGUGGAACCCACAAGGACCAUGGGAAGAUUGCAGCAAAAUGUGUCAAGGUCUUCGUAGAAGGAAAGUGGUCUGCAUCCGUCAGAGCGAUCGCAUGGUUGUGCCCGAUCAGCGCUGUGACCAUUUGCUGCUCCCAGCAUUGGUGACUGAAGAAUGCAACACAGACUGUGAACUGAGGUGGCAUAUUGUGGGCAGAAGCCACUGCUCAUCUGCCUGCGGUCCUGGCUCUCGGUCCUUGGACAUCCGUUGCAUGAAGUACUCCAUCCACAAAGGACAGACAGCCCCUGUGGAUGACCAGCACUGCAGAGACCAGCUGAAACCUCCUCUCCGUGAGCCGUGUCGGGGCGACUGUGGCGUGAUAAGGUGGCAUUAUUCAGAAUGGUCCCAGUGUUCUCGAAGCUGUGGAGGAGGGCAGAGGACCCGAGACUCUUACUGCGUCAAUAACUUUGGCCGCCAUCUUGCUGAGAAAGAAUGUCAGCAGCUUGCCCGGGUGACGGUGGAACGCUGCAAUGAGGUUUCCUGCCCCGGAUGGGCAACGAGUGAGUGGAGUGAGUGCACAGCCACAUGUGGACAUGGCUAUCAGAUUCGGGCUGUUAAAUGUGUUGGUGGACCAUUCGAGUUGGAUGGUAGAGAGUGCCCUGCUGCCAGCCGCCCCACUGACAAGCAGGACUGUAUGCUUCCAUCUUGCCCAGUUCUCCCCAAAGCUGCAGCCACUUCGUUACCAGCUACUCCCCUGGGGAAGGGAGCUCAGUGGCGGCACGGCUCCUGGACAGCAUGUUCUGUGUCUUGUGGAAGAGGGAAGCGGGCCCGCUAUGUAAGCUGUCGUGAUGCUAAAGAUGAGAUAGCAGAGGAAUCUGACUGUGCCCACCUGCCCCGGCCUGCAGAGAUUGAGGUCUGCUUCAGCCCAUGUGGAGAAUGGCGAGCAGGCAUCUGGUCUCCUUGUUCAGCUUCCUGCGGCCAAGGAAAAGCAACUCGACAGGUUGUAUGUGUCAACUCUCACCAAGCCAUUGAUGAGAACUACUGUGACCCUGAAACCCGUCCGACCACCCAGCAAGCAUGCAUCCUGGCUGUCUGUCCACCUGUCCAGAGCCAUUUCCAAGGCGGAAAUUUCCCAUUCGGUCACAAACUGGAAGUGGACAAACAUCCUCCUUCAUCCAUCAGAGGAAACCAGUGGAGAACAGGACCCUGGGGAUCUUGCUCCAGCAGCUGUGCUGGGGGUAUCCAGCAGAGGGCGGUGGUCUGCCAGGAUGAAAACGGACAAAGUGCCGGCUACUGUGACCCAGCUUCCAGGCCUCCAGAGUCCCAGCACUGCGAGUCAGGACCCUGUCCACGCUGGAACUAUGGAAACUGGGGAGAGUGUUCACAAACUUGUGGGGGUGGGAUCAAAUCAAGAUUCGUCAUCUGUCAAUUUCCUGAUGGCCAAGUGUUACCAGAGCACAACUGUGAACUCCGAAACAAGCCUCCCGGCGUGGCACAGUGUCACACCCAUGCCUGCCCAGAGGGGGCCGCAUGGAAUCGGGGACCAUGGGAGAUGUGCUCAGCUUCUUGUGGUAAAGGUAUAAAAUUCCGUGAAGUAUUUUGUACAGACCCAUUCCAAGGAAAACUAGAAGACAGAUACUGCAGCCACCUCCGGAAACCUCGAGCUCACAAAGCUUGCCGUGCUGUCAGAUGUCCUUCAUGGAAAGCCAACAGGUGGAAGGAGUGCUCUGUGACCUGUGGGCCUGGAGUUCAACGCAGAGACGUGUACUGCAGGCUGAGGGGCGUGGGUCGUGUGUCGGAGGAGGCCUGCAAUGGCUCUACAAGGCCUCCCUUCCAGAGGCAGUGUUGGCGUGAGGAUUGCCAACGGUACCGGUGGGUGGCUGGAGCCUGGCUCCACUGUUCACCAUCGUGUAAGAAAAAAGAGACAUACAGGCAAGUCAAGUGUGUGGAUGCUAAAAACACCCAAGUGGAUGAAAAUCUCUGCCACGGGCUCACCAGACCCCCUUCAGCCAAAAAGUGCAGGAACCCACUCUGCAAGUAUGUGGUGGUGACAGCAGACUCAUCACAGUGUACAGGAAACUGUGGACUUAGCUAUCCGCAAAGGAUUACUUACUGCAUUGGGAUCCAGUCUACUAAGAGACACAAGCCGCAUCAGCUUUGGCCUGUUCAAUACCGAGAAUGUCCCAUGCUGCCUUCCCCUCAUCUUCACAAAUGUGACACUAGAAAUUGUCUGCAUGUGGCCACGUGGAAAGUUGGGAAAUGGAGCCAGUGCUCAAUGACGUGUGGGACUGGGGUAAUGGAAAGGAGAGUGGAAUGCAGGCUUGAAAAUGGUUGGCCCACAGACUUAUGCCUGAAGCAUUUAAAACCAGACUCGCAAAAGAAAUGCUAUGCUCAUGACUGCAAAUCAUUGAGCACCUGCAAAGAAAUCCAAGUUACACACAACACUACCAAGGAUGGUGACUAUUAUCUAAACAUAAAGGGAAGAAUAAUAAAGGUCCAUUGUUCAGGUAUGAACACAGGGAACCCCAUGGAGUACUUACCGCUUGUCAAAAGCGAAGACAACUUUUCUGAAGUGUAUGGUCUGAGAUUAGAAAAUCCACAUGAAUGUCCUUUUAAUGGGAGUAGGAGGCAAGACUGUAAAUGUAAAAAUGACUACUUAGCUGCUGGAUACACCGUUUUCCAAAAAAUAAGAAUUGACCUCAUUUCUAUGCAAAUUAAAACAAUGGACCUUCUUUAUUCCCAGACAAUAUUUGGAAAGACAGUUCCCUAUGCCACGGCUGGAGAUUGCUACAGUGCUGCUAGAUGCCCGCAGGGCCAGUUCAGCAUUAACCUGACAGGAACUGGGGUGAAGAUCUCCAGCACGGCGAAGUGGCUCGCUCAGGGGAGGUACUCCUCCGUCAUUGUCCACAGAUCCCAAGAUGGAGCCAAGGUGUAUGGGCGAUGUGGAGGCUUCUGCGGGAAGUGCGCUCCUCACGUGGCCACCGGUCUUCCCAUUCAAGUGCUAUAA